AUGCCGUCGUCUGUUACUGCGAGCGUUGCUUACCUGGCCCUCUCCAUCUUCGCAUCAAGCUCUACCGCAUAUCCCUUCACUCAACAACCGGCGAACGUCGAUCAGACACCUCAAUAUGUCAUCUCCGCAACAUCUGGUCCCGAAGGUCCUGGAUGCAACAACGAUAUCAUCGACUCCAUGAUCUGGAAGGACAAGUUUGUCUCGAACGGAUGUGUGGCCCUCGAUGCCCCCGCGUACUGUUUGAGUUGGAACUCGACCUUUGCCAGUGAAGAAGUACAGGUCUUUGAGAAUCACGGCUGUCGAAGUGGUGGUCACCCACACGUGUGGAAGUCCGAGGCCGAUGGAAAGGUCGUUCUGCAGUCCGCAGCGCCGAUUUACAGCUUUCUUGUGGGGUCCCCCAAGGAAAAGACGGCUACGUCGAAAUCCAACGCCUAUCGAUGA
Zasmidium cellare ATCC 36951 is the source of this 441-nucleotide messenger RNA. RefSeq lists its product as uncharacterized. The record is from RefSeq and is a predicted model, not a curated record. The coding region runs from base 1 to 441 and encodes 146 amino acids. The transcript has a single exon. Lineage: Eukaryota; Fungi; Ascomycota; Dothideomycetes; Mycosphaerellales; Mycosphaerellaceae.